AGGCGUGCUGGAGCUUAGUUCUUGUACCGCAGCCGGCGCGCUUGGUUCUCUCUCACACUCUCUCUCUCUCUUCAAUAACGGUUCAUAAAGGGUAGAGCUUUCCGUGUUGAGUUGUAAGGAAAAUCGGUCUUUAAUUUCCGAGUCCAAACCGAGCAAAGCCGAUUUAAUUCGAAUAUUGAGUUGGAAAAAAUAUUCCAGCUAUUUGAAUUCUUGCUAGUAGUUUGUGAAAAAAUACUGGGGAAACCGCACAGGUAUGACUCAUUUAAUGAAGCUCAUUGAUCUCUUAUAAAUACCGUGGUAAGCCAGUUUCGAUUCUGAAAGUGGGGAGGAAUUCGUGUAAUUAAAGUGACGGGACUGAUUCUCCUCUAAAAAAAAUCAUGGGCUCAAUAAGCAGAAAUCAUCAUUUGGAGUACACCUUCGUCAUUCUCUCCCUCAGUCUUCUGAUUGAUAAAGGAGUGUUCUGCCUUCAAAGGUUCGAGAAACAACCAUCCUACUCGGAAGUCAAUCCAGGAGAUGACAUUAAGCUGGAUUGCAAAAUUCUGAACAAAAAAGGAACCUGCUCAUGGCAAAAAGACAAUAAGCCAGUGGGCAUCUACGCGCGUAAGUAUGAGUGGGCGAGCGGGAAGGCGGGUGAGCGAGAGGGGGAGUGCUCCCUGUGGGUGAGGGCGGCCACCCUGGAGUUCGAUGACGGAGAGUGGGAGUGUCAAGUCACCGCUUCCGAUUUCACCACUCAGGAUGCCCUCACUUCCACCCCUGUGCGUCUAGUUGUCAGAGUGGCUCCGCAGAGGCCUCGCAUCGAGCAUCGCGGCGCUCAGGUGCUUCCGACGCACAACGUGACUGUGCGUGCGGGAGUGCCAUCACACAUCAAAUGCCUCAGUCGAUACGGCAAUCCCCCGCCAGUCAUCAAGUGGAUUCUCGAUGACAGAGACGUAACAUCCAGUAGCAACCAGACCAAUUCUCCAGAGACGGACAAUCCAAGGACGUGGUUGGCUGUGUCUGUUUUGACCUUGACCUUGGGCAAGGACAGAAAUGGGCGUGGCCUACAGUGCAUUGCCCUUCAUGAGUCCUACCCUUCACGGUCGAUGAACGUUGAUGCUAAGAUAGACGUCACAUAUCCGCCAGAAGUGCGCCUGAUAGGUGCACCGUCCGGUGACGUGGAAGAGGGCCAGGAUGUGCGCAUGCGCUGUGUGACGGAUGCCAACCCAACGGCUGCCGUGGCGUGGAGACGCGCCGGCCAGGCGACCGUGUCCAGUCUCGACGAGAAGCUGCACUUUGUGCCCAUCUCCCGCAACCACUCCGGCAACUACACCUGUCAGGCCAAAAACAGUCUCGGCGCCAGUCAGCCCAUACCUGUGCGCCUAGAUGUCAAGUAUCCGCCAGUAAUCAAAAGCGUAGGACUGGACCGCCUGACCACAGCCAUGCUCUACACCCAGGUAUCAGUGAUGUGUGAAGCUGAUGGAAACCCUCCCCCCUCCUACCGCUGGCUGCAGGCUGUUGAUAGCAACACCUCCUCAGCUGCAGGGGGAGGAGGAGGAGUAGGCAGUGAGGAGGGAAGGUGGCUGGUGAGGAGUAGUGACUCACUCAUGCUGCUCAGGAAUGUCACGUACAAGCAUCAGGGUGAAUACGUUUGUCAGGUGACCAAUGUUAUUGCUGGCAAGAAGAGACAGGCGCAGAGUCAUUCGUUGACUAUACAGGUGGUUGGGGGCCCACAGGUGGUUCGUGACGAGGCCGAAGAUGUGGUGGUGGUGCGAGGUGCAGACGCGACUCUGCGCAUGGUGGUCUGCGCAGAUCCACGGCCACACUCGGCCGCCUGGGAGUGGGAGGGAUUGCAGCUCAAGGCUGGCGAAGACCGCGGAAAGUACCAGGCUGAUGAACUCAAACAGGUUACGAAAACAGAGGACUGCUAUGAGGCAAGGCUGUUUGUGAAAGGAGCAGAGCCUUCAGAUUCUAGCAGCUACUUCCUUGUGGCCAAGAAUGAGAAGGGCACAGACAGGCAUUGGGUGAAGCUCGUCGUUCACGAGCCGAUUUCUCUGCCAACCCUGAUUGGUAUAGUGUGCGGAUCGCUGUUUGCAUUCCUCUUGUGUGUACUCUGCGCAAUCUACUGUGUAAGAAGAGAAAAAUGUCGAGCAAGAAGUAAAGCUGAAUAUAAACCAACAGAAUUGGAAAGUGAUAGGAGCGACCUGGAGAGUAUGAUUGGCAGGAAAACAUUGAGCUAUGAGACAGCAGCUGGGGGUCUUCAACGCAAUGGAAGGACACAAGAUGGCGGACCUGCCACUCAUCUCUACUGCAGCUCACCCAAUAGAAUGUCGGGGCCCCCUCAUAUCAUCAUGGAUAUUGGCAAGAACUCGCACAAACACAUGAACGUGUCAGCGUGAUGGAUAACCAACAGCCGAGGUCGUGUAGCAGCCUGCGAUUAAGGUCAUUCAAGGUCAAUCAAUCAAGGUCGUCGGUGAACAUAUCACUGAUUCACUGACAGAGAGCCAAUAUUUAUUUUUGUGAUAAAAACGACAUUUCAGCUGUGUGGCCAUCAUGGUGUGGGUGAGAGUGAACUAUGGACAUAACUGUUAACUAAUACAGUACUAGAAAUUUCAACUAUGUUGACAUAUAUUGAUCACAUAUUAUAAUAACGAAAUAAAGGUUACAAUCAGAUCAUAGAAUUUUAUGUGUUGCUGUAUUCAACAAUAAUUAUCAAAAUAGAUUCUAGUAACCUUGGAGGGGAACAAACAGGACAUUCCAACUGCGGUUGGUUACAGAUCAGUAUGUUGGAAACAAUCAAGUUUUAUGUGUGAAUGUUCUGAUUCAUAUUUUAUGAGCUCUAAAUGCCAGUCUAAACGCUCAAAAUUAUAACUUUUGAAACUGGACAAAAUUAUUGAUAAUCUAUAGGCUAAAUACGUUCAAACUUAUCGUCAAACCAUGAACUUACGGUUUGUUUAUUUUUGGGUUCUAAAACCUAUCAAAUUUCCGAACCACUACAAUUUUCUGACCAAAAAAUUAAGAUUUUUAAUUGUAGAUUGUGAAUUGAUUAUAACUUUGAGCGUUUGGAGCUGCCUUAAAAUCAGUGGCAUCACUCUUUAAUGUUAGUGGUAGAUGUACUGUACUAACUCGACAAUGAUUAAGUGUGUGAAUGAUAUUGUAGAUAUGAUGAGGUAUCAUGAUAAUGUUUGGUGUGUGUAUAGGGUUUAAAAUGUUCAAAUAUAUUAUCUUGACCGAGCUUUGUGAAACCGGACAUGAGUGUUUGAAACAUCAAACAAUUUAGAAUAAUUAUGUGAGACUGUAUCAUAUGUGGGCAAUAUAUAAGUGAACAUGACCCAUAGGUCAGUAUUAAUGUAAAUUCUUGUUAGAUUUCAUAUUUUUGGAUGAUUUGGCACCUAUAAAAUUUAUGUGCAAGAUGAGGAAUGAUUGUAACUUAUGUUAGACUGUUUAAAAUUGCAAUGGUUGUUGAAUAUUAAUUGGUUGUGAUGUUGUGAUCACACUAGAUAAUUUGGUAGAAAUUCAAAAUUUCACAGUUAGUCUCUAUUUAACAAUCUUUCUACUAAUUUCUUUCAACUUGUAUAAUGCAAGUCAUGCAAUAUGAGCAAAUAGAAAAUAUAAUCGAUCCAUAGAUUUCAGUGUGUUUGAGAAUUGUUUUUUUUAAGUCAAUCUCAGUAUUACAUUUUAUCCCAUUCAUGUAUUCGUAUUUUAAAUAAUACUUUCAACUUUUAUAUCAUGCAAAAGUUUCAAUUCAUCUCAUGGAACAUGAAAUUUCAUUUCAUAAUGAUGAUUCCAUUGUUGAUGCCCUUUAGAUGUUUGAAUACAGUAUAAUAGGCUACUGUUCGGUACGCAAUUUGAGGAAAUUGAAAUUAGAAAAUAUUCACUCUUUGGUUAGUGACUUUCUUGCAUUGCCAUCUUCGUUCUGAUUGUGUCAACAUGUGUAAUCAUUCAUUGAAUACAUUGUCAAAAUAUAUUGAUGGCAGAUUGGCAAUCAGUCAUUUGAAAAACCAAACACACUCUUACCGAAGUAUCACUAACCAGGUGGAUGGAAAUACUUCAACUUUGGAGUUCCUGGAUUGUGUGCUACAAUAAUUUGUUUUAUACUUUAACAUAGUAUUCAUGAUUCUCACAUUACCUUCCUCUGAGAUUCCUCUAUACCUCAAAAAUUUCUAAACUUCCUAAUUUUAGGAAAUUGCAAAGUCUGUAGAAACAAACAAUCUGAAAAACGAGUAGGCCUAUUUCGAAUACAAAGUGCGUAAAAAUGUAUUAUUUGUUGGGAAAAAUUGUAUGUUGUGAAUUUAUGAUGCUAUUUUUGUUAUCGGCUAAAUAUUUUAUCAUGAAAAAUCUAGUCAUUUUCGAAUUGUAAGUUAUAGAUUUAUUUAGUAUAUACGAUUGUAUAUUUGUUCGUUUGUUGGAAAAUGUAAUCUCUUACUAUUUCAACUUUAUUUAUUUAUACAUUGAUAGAUUGGCUACAAUAUAAUUCUCAACUAUGAAUGAUUGGGAAAGGAACAACAGGCUUAAAGCCCAAAACUCGUCCCUUCCCAAAUUUGGAUAGAAAUUUAUGAGUGAAUAAAAAAAUAAUGAGUUCAAAGUGGAAAUGAGAAAUAUCAUAAUAUAUGUUACAAAUUAUAUUUGAAAUACAGUAAUAAGGAGCUAUUGGAGUUGAUUGGUUUGAAUUCAAACUUUAUACGUGUCAAAAAACUCUCUACACUGUCCAAAUUGAGUAUCAUUCAAUUUCAGGAACUGUUUGUAAUAAAUAAUAAUCCAAAUUGAUGGACAGGUAAUAAUAAUAUGGUGAUAAAAUUUUAUUAUUGAGUGAAUUCAAAUUAACUAACAGAUCAGUUAAUCCCCAUUUAACAGAAUGACAAUAAUCUUCAUUUGAAUGGUUGCAGUGACUGAUAUGAUAAUUCGACAUAAAAUAAGUUUAAUCUACAAAGAUAAACACACUCAUCUCCUUAGGAAGAAUGUAGUUAUUGUGAUUCUGACAAGUAGGAAAUUCACAAAGCUGAAAAGAUUAUGGAUGUAAAUAGAGUAGCAAUUUUAGUCAUAUAAUAAGAAUUCACAAGACUUGUGCUGUAUAUUAUAAAUUGGUAUGUGCUCUAUGAAUAUUUACUUUAUCCAUUUCCAUCGAAUUAUUAGAAAACUACAAAUGAGAUAUGUCUAAAUAAUAUUGCCUUCUUUGUCAAAUCCUUUAUUCUUGUUAUCAUCUUGUAAAUAUAGAGAUAUAAAUAAUAUGUUCGGUUAUUGCUAGAUAGCUUUAUCCCUGUCUCUAGAAUAACAAAAAUUGUAUCUAUUGAUAGUUUCAAUUUGUAAAUAAUGUUAAAAUUUAACUCUAUUCUAAAUUUUAUGUUUUGGCAGUUACUUUGUAAUUAUAUUGGUUCCAAUGCUUGUUAGAGUUCUUGGAAUAUUUGUUGUAAAAAGAAAGAAAAGAUGGAAAAGAUCUCAUUUUAUUGAAAAAUGCAUGUUUAUGAGCUUGUACAUUUUAUUAAAAAUGUUUGAGAAA
This is a messenger RNA of Nilaparvata lugens (brown planthopper), 5473 nucleotides long. Its product is annotated as hemicentin-2. The record is from RefSeq and is a predicted model, not a curated record. Gene Ontology annotation, molecular function: cell adhesion molecule binding. Gene Ontology annotation, cellular component: cell-cell junction. The coding region runs from base 378 to 2375 and encodes 665 amino acids. Gene Ontology annotation, biological process: cell-cell adhesion. NCBI's taxonomy places the organism in Eukaryota, Metazoa, Arthropoda, Insecta, Hemiptera, Delphacidae. The transcript is spliced from 14 exons.